AUGCGGGCGGAGGAGCCGCUGGCGCUGGCGGCCCCGCGGGCGGGCGGCGAGGCGGAGGCGGAGGCGCCGGGCGAGGAGCGGAGCGGCGGCAGCUGCUGCAGCAGCGAGCGCCUGGUGAUCAACAUCUCGGGGCUGCGCUUCGAGACGCAGCUGCGGACCCUCUCCAUCUUCCCCGACACGCUGCUGGGGGACCCCAGCCGCCGGGUGCGCUACUUCGACCCGCUCCGCAACGAGUACUUCUUCGACCGCAACCGGCCCAGCUUCGACGCCAUCCUCUACUAUUACCAGUCCGGGGGCCGGCUCCGCCGGCCGGUCCAUGUGCCCCUGGACAUCUUCCUGGAGGAGAUCCGCUUCUACCAGCUGGGCCAGGAGGCUAUUGAGACAUUCCGGGAGGACGAGGGAUUCAUCCCAGAGGAGGAGAAGCCCCUGCCCCAGCAUCACUUCCAGCGCCAGGUCUGGCUGCUCUUUGAGUACCCCGAGAGCUCCGGGCCGGCCAGAGCCAUCGCCAUCGUCUCCGUGCUGGUCAUCCUUAUCUCCAUCGUCAUCUUCUGCCUGGAGACCCUGCCCGAGUUCCGCCAGGAGCCCAAGGGCCCCCAGCCUGGCUUCGGGGAGUCUGCGCCACUCGGGGACGAGGUGCUGCUGCUGCCGCCGCUGCCACCGCCGAGCGGGACCCCCCCGCCCCUGCGUCCCGCCGCCGGCUCCGGCCCGUUCUUCACAGACCCCUUCUUCCUCAUCGAGACCCUGUGCAUCAUCUGGUUCUCCUUCGAGCUCCUCGUGCGCUUCUUUGCCUGCCCCAGCAAGCCCGAGUUCUCCCGCAACAUCAUGAACAUCAUUGACAUCGUGGCCAUCAUCCCCUACUUCAUCACCCUGGGCACCGAGCUGGCCCAGCAGCAGCAGCAGAAGCAGCAGCCCGGGAGCAGCAGCAACAACGGGGGCCAGCAGCAAGCCAUGUCCCUGGCCAUCCUCAGAGUCAUCCGCCUGGUCAGAGUCUUCAGGAUCUUCAAGCUCUCCAGGCACUCCAAGGGGCUGCAGAUCUUAGGGAAGACUCUCCAGGCCAGUAUGAGGGAGCUGGGCCUCCUCAUCUUCUUCCUCUUCAUCGGGGUGAUCCUCUUCUCCAGUGCUGUCUACUUUGCAGAGACUGAUGACCCUGACUCACUGUUCACCAGCAUCCCUGAUGCUUUCUGGUGGGCUGUGGUGUCCAUGACCACUGUGGGCUAUGGGGACAUGUAUCCCAUGACCAUUGGUGGCAAGAUUGUGGGCUCCUUGUGUGCCAUCGCGGGUGUGCUCACCAUUGCCCUGCCUGUCCCUGUUAUCGUGUCCAACUUCAACUACUUCUACCACCGAGAGACUGACCACGAAGAGCAGUGCCAGUACACCCACGUCACCUGUGGCCAGCAACAGUCACCCUUCUCUGAGCCCAAGAAGGGGGACAGUAAUCAGUCCCUCAGCAAAUCUGAAUUCCUGGAAGCCGAAGACCUGGAGUCCAUGAAAUAUUCCAACUUCAUUCCUCCCAAUAACCAGGGAUAUAAAGAGAAGAAAAUGCUGACAGAGGUGUGAUGAGUUUUGUUGUCCUGGGUCCAGACACGGAGCUGCAAGCUGCUGUUACAGUUGUCUUCCUACAAGCAGCUGGAUCUAUUCAGCAUUUACAUGCCAGACUGUGAAUUGUGAUACCGUAAACAGAAUGAUUGUGAUAAUGGGCUCUUCUGGCCUGAUGUGCUGUUUCUCAUUACUGUGUGCAGCCAGAAAUGUUCUUGCUUUAUUCCGUGGAGUGCUAGCUGUCAUCCCCACUCCCUUGUGCAUUUCUCUGCUUUUGAUGACUGCUUUAAUCCAACAUUUGCUCCGAAACCAAGUCUUGUAACUCCACUAGCAGAGAAGCCCUUGCCACUUCUUCAGCAGAAGCAUUCAGCAGACUGAACAGUUAAAGGGGCUACAAACAUCUGGCUCAAGCCGUGCUCUCAGUCCCUGUGCCAGCGCGGUGCCCUUGGCUGUGGGAUCAGUCACGCCUGCCAUGCCAUUGCCUUUGAAUAAUGGAAACGCUGCAGCCAGGAUCACAGGGAGCUCUGCAGCUGUAGAGGAA
Messenger RNA from Vidua chalybeata, 2077 nucleotides. Its product is annotated as potassium voltage-gated channel subfamily A member 6-like. Gene Ontology annotation, biological process: potassium ion transmembrane transport; protein homooligomerization. The transcript has a single exon. Gene Ontology annotation, molecular function: delayed rectifier potassium channel activity; protein binding. Gene Ontology annotation, cellular component: voltage-gated potassium channel complex; membrane. NCBI's taxonomy places the organism in Eukaryota, Metazoa, Chordata, Aves, Passeriformes, Viduidae. The coding region runs from base 1 to 1557 and encodes 518 amino acids. The record is from RefSeq and is a predicted model, not a curated record.